ACUAGACUUUUCCUUCAUACAGUCUCCCUCCUCUCUCUCUCUCUCUCUAAAAAGAAGAAAAUACACUCCUCUCUCUCUCUCUCUUUCUCUCACUAGAUUUGGUAUUUCGGGUGGGUAGAAGAUCGACGAUGGCUAGUUUGCUAGACAAGGCGAAGAACUUCGUGGCGGAGAAAUUGGGCGUCGUGGCGAAGCCGGAGGCUGAGGUGAUCGACGUGGAUCUGAAAGACUUGAGCCGCGAGUGCAUCACCUACCAAGCUAAGGUCUCCGUUACCAAUCCCUACAGUGUUUCCAUUCCCAUUUGCCAGCUCUCUUACUCCCUCAAAAGUAACGGCAGGGAGAUUGCAUCUGGAACAAUGCCGGAUCCGGGGUCCCUGAAUGGGAAUGAGACGACAAUGUUGGACGUGCUAUUGGAGGUGCCACACGAUGUGUUGGUGACCUUGGUGAAAGACAUAGGUGCGGAUUGGGACAUCGACUAUGAGUUGGAAUUGCGUCUCACCAUCGACCUUCCGGUGAUCGGAGAUUUCACCAUUCCUUUCUCCAACAAGGGCGCGGUCAAGCUCCCUACUCUCUCCGACUUGUUUACUUAGUAACUGAAACCAUUUACAUUUCUCUCAGGUAAAACUUGGUUGUUAAUGUCUUAAUUUCUACCUGUGGUCUCGCUUGAAUGAUGUGUACAAUAAAAAUAGCCAGGGCGUUUGAGGAAUUUUGAAUCCAUAUAUGAGAUUAUAGGAUCUGUUUCAAGUCCUGUUUGUGAUCAAUCAACAAGUAUUUAUGUUCUUAUGUUUAUUAUCUAUAAUGAGCAUUGAACACCGUCAAUUUAGUGUUUAA
Cornus florida is the source of this 828-nucleotide messenger RNA. Its product is annotated as late embryogenesis abundant protein Lea14-A-like. Gene Ontology annotation, biological process: response to desiccation. The record is from RefSeq and is a predicted model, not a curated record. Gene Ontology annotation, cellular component: cytosol. Bases 129 to 587 code for a protein of 152 amino acids. The transcript has 2 exons. NCBI's taxonomy places the organism in Eukaryota, Viridiplantae, Streptophyta, Magnoliopsida, Cornales, Cornaceae.